This is a messenger RNA of Podarcis muralis (Common wall lizard), 1437 nucleotides long. RefSeq names its product mitochondrial ribosomal protein L1 (gene MRPL1). The record is from RefSeq and is a predicted model, not a curated record. Lineage: Eukaryota; Metazoa; Chordata; Lepidosauria; Squamata; Lacertidae.
GGGGCGGAACCUUCUUUGCCUGGCUUCGCGAGGCAACCGCGGACGGUUUUCCGUUGCACAUUUCGGAUUCCUCCCUCCCGCCGGCAAGAUGGCGGCGCCCGUGUUGAGAUGCUGCUGGAGGACAGUUUCAGCUCAAUGCCCUAGCCGUAUUUUCCCCAGAAUUGGUCAGCAUUCUGCAGUGCUUCCCAGUUUUGCCAGUUUGCUGAUUUCCAAUAGACACUAUGCUGCAAAAAAAGAGAAAAAACCCAGAAGGGACGCCAAAAAGAAGGCCGCAGAAUCAGAGCCCAAGAAAAAAAAGAACCCUUACACCUUUCCCUUGCCAAGUGAGCCAAAGGACGAUGUUUAUUUGACGUGGUGCUAUCAAAGGCCAGUUUAUGAGGCAGAAGUGGCUUUAGAGAUGCUGAAGACGUUUCAGCAACUGGACUUCACUUCCCCCAAGCAGCACGUUUACAUCGAUAUGACCCUGGACAUGGCAAUGGAGAAGAAGAAACCUUUGGAACCAUUCGUUGGUACGGUUCGUCUGCCUCACCUUUUCACAGAUGACAUCCAUAAGGUCGUAGUAUUCACAGCGGAUGCAGAGCAAGCUGCCCUAGCAAGAGAAAAUGGAGCUACAUUUGCAGGAGGGACUGAAUUAAUCAAGCCGAUUUUGGAUGGUGAAAUCAAGGCAGAUUUUUAUGUCGGCGUGCCGACGAUGUCAUCCAAGAUUACUCCUCUAAGGGGGAUGCUGAAGCAAAGGUUCCCAAAGACCAGAAAUGGUUCUCUCAGUUACGACAUUCUCCAGAUGCUCCAGUUCUUUAAAGUGUGCCACGAAUACGAAGUAGAGAACGGUAACCUCAUCCACACUCCCAUCGGAAUGCUGGAUAUGCCUAAUGAUCAGAUCGUUGCCAAUCUGGACGCGGUUAUUAAAGACGUUUGUAAAUACAAACCUUUGAGCUACGGCCCGUUUGUGACACACUUGAGCAUUUGCAGUUCAACAAGCGAAAGCUUGGAUUUAAAAGUCGAGCGCUUUCUCCCCAAAAGAACUGUGAAAGAGAAAGCAGAAGAGAAGGUGAAAGAGAAAGCGGAAGAGAAGGUGAAAGACGAUGGCAGCGAUGAUGACGAAGAAGAAGAAAGGCAGAAGUCCAGCUAACUUGAGUGUUGCACAAAUGUCUAUCCUUCUCUCUGUACAAAACCCUUUUACAGAAGCAAAUCUGUGACAGCGUCCUAAUCUGUGUACAGGGGCCUUGCGGCAGUGCAAGACCUCCCAACUGUUCUCCUGUCAGGGCAUAAGGAAUUGGCAAUAAGAUGUAUUUUAAAAGUUUUGUUGAGAGUCCAGCCCGAUAUUUGGGGAGCCAAUUGUUUUAUGAAAAUGUCUUGCAUAGCAACACCUCUCUCAGUUCAUAUGAGCAGUUUUACUGCCCUAUUGCCUUUGACUAUAAAUGAACAGUCAUUGUUCAA